AUGGAAAAAAUGGAAGAAGAUAGUAAUAGAGUUGAGGAAGUUCAACGAAUAAGAAAAGCAGAAGAUACAUUAGAAAUUGAUCAACCAAAAUUAAAAAAAACUAAAGGUGAUGAAGAUUGUAUGGUUACAGAAUCUACUGAACCAAUACAUUAUAUAAAACAUAAAUAUAAUGGUAGCUCUUUUAAGAUACCCAUAAAAGUUAAUGAUACUGAUUGUACUAUUGUUAACCUAGGUAAACAUAAAUAUCAAAAAUCUUCAACAGAAGAAAUAGCUGCUAUUUAUCUUCAAUUGGCUGCAAAAAGAAAAGUUAAAUUGUAA
Messenger RNA from Strongyloides ratti, 318 nucleotides. RefSeq lists its product as hypothetical. The record is from RefSeq and is a predicted model, not a curated record. Lineage: Eukaryota; Metazoa; Nematoda; Chromadorea; Rhabditida; Strongyloididae. The transcript has a single exon. The coding region runs from base 1 to 318 and encodes 105 amino acids.